AUGGCUUAUCAUCGUGUUCGAGACUGCGAACCAAAGGAAUAUUCAAAUAACGUACAAUCACCGUAUUCUCCAUCACCAAGCACAACUUCUCAUGGUUCAUCAAGUCUGCAACCUCUACAAAAUUCUCACGGCCAGCUCGAUCAACCUAGCAUUGAUCGACAAAUCGAACCGCAAGACUCUCAUGUGUCAAAUGAUCCGCCACUUCCACAAGGACAGUUUUCACGUCCGGAAUUACAAAGUUCUUAUAGCUCACGUGCACAAUUCAGACCGCAAACACCUAUACAAAAACCACAAUAUCGUACUUCACAAGACUAUAUGAAUUUGUUAAAUUGCUACGUGUACGAUAGUGAAAAGGAAAACGACACAGAGAGAUCAAAUACUGAGACAGUAUAUCCAUUUCCCCAAUAUCACAAUGAUGAUGAUAAUAAUAGAAAGGGUAAAGAUCGUAAUAACCAAGUCUCGGAUCCAGAUUCCUUUGUCUACGGUAUUGGAUUAGAUUAUGAAAGUCGUUAUUAUGUGCCUUCACGCGAGUAUUUGCAACAUUCAUCGAGUAAAAAGAAACAAUCUAGCUCUUCAACAUGCACUUCAUCUAUGCUCAGCCAUGAUGACAAUAAUUAUAAUUUGGAAUUUUCACAUGCACCUAACGGUAAUACAGUUGGUACCUCGUGGAAUUCAAAUAAUCCUCAAGUUCCAGUGCCAAAGGAAGAAAUAGAGGAUAUUUUCACUGAACUAACCGACAAGUUUGGUUUCCAGAAACAGAGUAUGCGCAAUAUUUUUGAUCUUCUCAUGUGCAUGUUAGAUUCUCGAGCUUCUCGGAUGUCACCUUCUCAGGCUUUACUGACACUUCAUGCUGAUUAUAUUGGUGGAGAGCAUGCUAAUUAUCGCAAGUGGUAUUUUGCAACUCAUAUGGACUUGGAUGAUGCUAUUGUUGAUGAAAGUAAUCCAAAUGAUCCACUAAGCCGGGAUAAUGAGGAUCUUGACGAACAAUGGAAUCAGCGGAUGGAUCAAAUGUCUCAUCAUGAUCGCAUACGUCAACUCGCUUUGUGGCUUUUGUUAUGGGGUGAAGCUGCGCAAAUUCGUUUUAUUAGCGAAUGUUUGUGCUUUAUAUUUAAGCUUGCUGAUGAUUACACAAAAAGUACCGAAUACAAAUCAACGGUACAGCCAGUUCCUGAAGGGGAAUAUCUACGAAACAUCGUAACACCAUUCUAUCGAUACAUUCGUGAUCAAGGAUAUAAAGUAGUUGAUGGCAGUUUCGUAAAAAGGGAGAAAGAUCACGCUGAAACAAUAGGCUAUGACGAUAUCAAUGAAUUAUUUUGGUGCCCUGAAAGCAUUGAUCGUAUAGUCUUAAAAGACAAGUCAUCACGUCUCAUGGCAUUACACAAAAAUCAACGUUAUCGAAUGCUCGGUCAAGUAGAUUGGAAUCACGCUUUUGAAAAAACAUACAAAGAAAAACGUACAUGGUUUCAUCUCGCUGUUAAUUUUACUCGCAUAUGGAUCGUCCAUGUUGCAGUCUUUUGGUAUUACACCGCGUACAAUGUUUCAUUCCUAUAUACGGAUUCAGAAAAUUCGGAACCAGCGCUUCAAUUGUCUGUUGUGGCUCUCGGUGGAUCAGUAUCAACUUUGUUCAUGAUCGUUGGAUGUAUUUGUGAAUUCUUCUUCAUUCCCCUGAACAAACAUAAUCUAUCGAUGUUAAUAAAACGGUUUAUUCUUCUAAUCACAAUCUUGAUUGUCAACACUGGUCCUACAUACUAUAUCUACGUGAGAGCACGUACCGGUCAAAUAUCUUUAGUUAUCGGAAUCACUCAAUUCAUUAUCUCGUUAUUAACCACACUCUCUUUUGUUAUAACACCAAGCGCAAAAUUAUUUGGCGGCUUAUCAAAAGGCUCACAAAAAUAUCGAGUUUUUAAUACAUUUACUGCCAAUUACCCCACACUUAAUAACAAAAAUCGGGCUAUCUCAAUUGGUCUAUGGUGUUGUAUCUUUGGAUGCAAGUUUAUAGAAUCUUACUACUUCUUGUCGCUUUCUUUCAAAGAUCCUCUUAAGGCAAUGGUCGACAGUAUGGCAGUUGAUUGUGGUGAUAAACUUGUUCACAAGAUUAUUUGUUUUUGCUUCCCCAUAAUAUCCAUUAUGUUUAUGUUUAUUGUGGACCUUAUUCUUUUUUUCUUGGAUACGUAUUUGUGGUAUGUUAUCUGGCAUACCAUUUUUUCUGUGGUUCGUUCACUCUAUAUUGGUAUAUCUAUCUGGACUCCUUGGAAAAAUAUCUAUUCCAUGUUGCCUAAGAGAAUUUAUGCAAAGAUUUUGGCUGUUACAAACAUAGAGGUCAAACCAAAGAUCCUUGUGUCACAAAUUUGGAACGCAAUCAUUAUAUCCAUGUAUCGGGAACAUUUUUUGUCCGUCGAAAAUGUGGAAAAAUUAUUAUAUCGUAAACGUUAUUUGUCCACCGAAAAUGUGCAAAAGCUAUUGUACCAACAGGGUCCUCUUGAUUAUGGGAAGUUCACGUUAAAGCCACCCACAUUCUUCGUAGCACAUAAUUCGGAUGAUUUCUUCUCACAGAUGGGUGAAGCAGAACGUCGUAUAUCAUUCUUCUCGCAAAGUUUAUCAACUCCAAUACCAGAUCCAAUACCAGUUCAAAAUAUGCCAUCCUUUACUGUUUUGACUCCUCACUAUUCGGAAAAAAUUCUUCUUUCUCUUCGAGAGAUCAUUCGUGAAAAGAAUGAAAGCACUAGAGUUACCUUGCUGGAAUACCUUAAACAGUUGCAUCCAAUCGAAUGGGACAACUUUGUCAAAGAUAGUAAAACUCUGUUUGAAAAAAAUAAUGCAUCAGUGACAAAUCAAUUUGCAGAAGACCCAUUGAAAAAGGCCAAGGACGAGAAACUAAAAGAUUUGGCCUUCUAUUCCGUGGGUUUCAAGUCUUCAGCUCCGGAAUAUACUAUGCGUACACGUAUAUGGGCGUCACUUCGAUCUCAAACGCUGUACCGUACGGUUUCCGGGUUCAUGAACUAUUCAAAAGCAAUCAGGCUUCUGUAUCAUGUGGAAAAUCCAGAGGUUACAACCAAUUUUGCCAAUAAUCCAGAGAAAUUUAGGGAAGAGAUCGAUUCUAUGAUCCAUAGAAAAUUUAAAUUUGUGGUAUCCAUGCAACGAUAUAACAAUUUCACCGACGAAGAACGAGAAAAUGCAGAGCUCUUGUUGCAAACCUACCCUGAUCUUCAGAUUGCUUAUCUAGAUGAACUCCCGCCCGAGAAUGAAGAGGAAGAACCAAGGAUAUACUCCGUGUUAAUCGAUGGUCAUUGUGAACUUUUGCCUAAUGGAAAGAGAAAACCAAAAUACCGUAUCCAACUUCCCGGUAACCCAAUUCUUGGUGAUGGUAAAUCCGACAAUCAAAAUCAUGCCAUCAUCUUUUGCCGCGGUGAAUAUCUGCAAUUAGUGGAUGCCAAUCAAGAUAACUACCUCGAGGAGUGUCUCAAAAUUCGCAGCAUACUUAGAGAAUUUGAACAAUAUGAGAUGCCAGCAACAUCACCAUACUCACCAGUUGCCGAAUCAUCUAAAAAGGAACCCGUUGCAAUUGUUGGUGCGCGAGAAUAUAUUUUUUCCGAGAAUUACGGUGUCCUUGGUGAUGUUGCUGCUGCAAAAGAGCAAACUUUUGGUACACUGACUCAAAGGAUUAUGGCCCAAAUAGGCGGUAGAUUGCAUUACGGACAUCCCGAUUUCCUGAAUACCAUAUUUAUGACUACUCGUGGUGGUAUAUCAAAAGCACAAAAAGGUUUGCAUCUUAAUGAGGACAUUUAUGCCGGUAUAAAUGCGUUUAAUCGUGGUGGACGCAUCAAAUAUGCAGAAUACUAUCAAUGUGGCAAAGGUCGCGACCUUGGAUUCGGUUCCAUUCUUCGCUUUACCACAAAAAUCGGAACCGGUAUGGGUGAGCAAAUGCUCUCUCGCGAAUACUAUUACCUUGGAACGCAGCUUCCUUUGGAUCGCUUCUUAACCUUUUAUUAUGCUCAUCCUGGAUUUCACAUAAAUAAUAUCUUUAUUAUGUUGUCGGUGCAACUGUUCGUGUUUAGUAUGAUAUUUAUCGGCGCGAUGGCAUCUGUCUUGACGUUGUGCGAUUACAACCCCAAUCCAACGGCUGAACUCAGUCCUUCAGGAUGUCACAACCUUAUUCCCGUGUAUUAUUGGAUUAAACGUUCAAUUAUCUCCAUCGUUGUUGUAUUCCUUGUAGCAUUCUUGCCAUUAUUCCUUCAAGAACUAGCCGAGAGAGGUUUAUUACGCAGUAUUAUCCGUCUCGGAAAACAUUUAAUAUCACUUUCUCCUUUCUUUGAAGUCUUUAUUACUCAGAUUUAUACUCACAGUAUCACAGCAAAUCUUAGUUUUGGCGGUGCUCGUUAUAUUGACACCGGUCGUGGAUUUGCCACCGCUCGUAUCCCAUUCUCAACAUUGUAUUCCACAUUUUCUUAUCCGAGUAUUUAUUCUGGCAUGAGGAUCAUUCUUAUAUUGCUUUUUGUAACUAUGGCCAUACGACUACCGCACCUGGGUUACUUUUGGUUAACAGCUAUUGCCUUGUCACUAUCCCCAUUCCUAUUCAAUCCGCAUCAGUUCUGUUUCACGGAUUUCAUCAUUGAUUACCGGGAAUUCUUGAGAUGGAUGUCUCGAGGGAAUUCAAAAACACACGAUCGUUCUUGGAUCUCCUUCUGUCGUACGUCUAGGACAAUGAUUACUGGUUAUAAACGCAAACAAUCUGGUCAUCCAUCAGAGAAAUCAAUUCAUGAUAUUUCUCGUCCAAGUUUCGUUGUGAUUUUUACCACGGAAAUCCUUUUACCACUUAUAUCAGCGGCACUCUGCGUUUUAGCGUAUGCGUUUGUUAAAACUUACGACCCACAAAAUCCUGCGAAUGGUCUUAAUGCAAUCAUUUAUGUUUGCGCUAUAGCUGUCUUGCCAAUUAUAUUAAACGCGUCUAUGCUAGCGUGUCUUUUCUUUAUCUCACUCUGCACUGGUCCAUUGGUAAAUUGUUGUUUCUCCAAGUUUGGAUCCAUGAUUGCUGCAAUUGCACAUGCCUGGUCAGUUCUUAAUCUGAUUGGAUCCUUCGAACUUUUGUGUUUUAUCAAUGUAUGGAACUUUUCUCAUGCCAUUCUAGGUGUGAUAACAUUGGUUGCAAUUCAGCGAGUGAUUUUCAAAGUAUUGACCGUAUUAUUCCUGACACGUGAAUUUAAGCAUGACGAAACAAAUAGAGCUUGGUGGACGGGAAAGUGGUACGGUCGUGGAUUAGGUGGAUCAUCAUUCACACAACCUUUUCGAGAAUAUAUCUGUAAAAUAGUUGAGAUGUCACUUUUCGCAACCGACUUUAUACUCGGUCAUAUUAUUCUAUUCAUAUUGGCACCUAUAUGCUUGAUACCUUGGAUUGAUAGGUGUCAUUCUAUCAUGUUGUUUUGGUUGAGUACAAGCAAACGAAUUAGGGCACCAAUAUUUUCGCAGAAACAAAAACGCAGGAGAUCAUAUCUUGAAGAUUUUGAAGAGUCCAAAGAUGAUAAUAAUUUUGAAAAAUAUAUGAAAUAG
Ambispora leptoticha is the source of this 5544-nucleotide messenger RNA. The record is from the annotation of a GenBank genome assembly. NCBI's taxonomy places the organism in Eukaryota, Fungi, Glomeromycota, Glomeromycetes, Archaeosporales, Ambisporaceae.